Messenger RNA from Exophiala oligosperma, 3574 nucleotides. RefSeq lists its product as uncharacterized. Gene Ontology annotation, cellular component: FACT complex. The transcript is spliced from 4 exons. Lineage: Eukaryota; Fungi; Ascomycota; Eurotiomycetes; Chaetothyriales; Herpotrichiellaceae. The coding region runs from base 232 to 3306 and encodes 1024 amino acids. The record is from RefSeq and is a predicted model, not a curated record. Gene Ontology annotation, biological process: positive regulation of transcription elongation by RNA polymerase II; transcription elongation by RNA polymerase II. Gene Ontology annotation, molecular function: nucleosome binding.
CACAGCGCAACCACCUUGACCUCAUUUUCACAUCAACCUCCAUCCCUCGCCUUCAUCUCUUGUUCUCUUAUUGACUCCCUUUUUCUCCCCUUCUUCGUUUUUCACUUUCCUCGUCUACGUCCAUUCCCUACUUCUCCCAACUUGCCACAUCUGUCUCGUUGCGACACCCUUCGACUGACGUAGACUUUUUGCUCCAUCUGCGAUUUGCCUCGACAGAGGCAGGCAGCCAACAUGGGCGACAUCGUCAUCAAUGCGAACACCUUUUUCGAUCGCCUGACUGCCCUCUACAACUCCUGGAAGGCCGACAAGCGAUCCGGAGAUGGAUCUUUUGGUGGCGCAGACAGUAUGGUCGUCUUGACCGGAAAGGCUGAUCAGGACACUAAUUACACCAAGAGCAAUGCCUUACAUUUUUGGCUUCUAGGCUAUGAAUUUCCUGCGACGCUGAUGGUCUUCACCUCUGCGGUCAUGUACCUCGUCACCACGGAAAAGAAGGCUCGGCAUCUACAGAACCUUAAAAAUGGCAAAAUCCCCUUCGAGAUUCUCACGGUCAAUACCAAAGAGCCCGAAUCCCGCACCAAGGCAUUUGAGAAGUGCAUCGAUGUCAUCAAGAGUGCAGGCAAGAAGGUCGGUGUCAUUCAAAAGGCUGAAGCCCACGGCCCCUUCGUCGACGAAUGGAUGAGAAUGUAUGGCGACAUCUCGAAAGAGGUUGAAGAGGUCGACAUUUCUGUUGCGCUAGCUACCGCUUUCGCGGUCAAGGAUGAAACUGAACUGAGGGCGAUGCGGACUGCCGCGCAGGCAGCGAGCGCCAUGAUUUCCAAGUACUGGGUCGAUGAGAUGUCCGAGGUCCUCGACCAAGAAAAAAGAAUUAGUCAUCGAGCUCUCGUGGAUAAGAUGACGAAGAAGAUCGAUGACACCAAGUUCUUCAGGGGAAUCUCAAAAAUCCCAAGCGAUUUCGACAACCAGCAAUUGGAUUGGGCCUACGGUCCGAUCGUUCAGAGCGGGGGACAGUAUGAUCUCAGAUGGACAGCUCAACCGAACGACGACAAUCUACAUUCUGGCUGUAUCAUGGCGGGUCUGGGUUUUCGAUACAAGACAUAUUGCUCGAUCGUGGCCAGAACAUACCUGAUCGACCCGAGCAAGUCUCAGACCGCGAACUACAAGAUUCUUCUCUCCGCGCACGAAGCUGCGAUGAAGGAAAUCAAAGACGGAAUCGUCAUGAAAGAUGUGUACAACAAGGCUUUGGGUGUCAUCAAAGCCAGAAAGCCAGAACUCGAGAAGCAUUUUGGUAAAGAUGUCGGAGCAGCAAUCGGUAUUGAAGUGCGUGACCCGAAGUUCAUUCUCAAUGGAAAGAAUUCCCGGGUACUCAAGGACGGCAUGACUGUGAGCGUCACCACAAGUCUUUCUGAUCUUACCAACGACAAACCACAAGACAAGAAGGGCGUGAGUUAUACUCUGGUGUUGACCGACACCGUUCGUGUUACUCGAGGAGAGCCCGUCGUGUUCACUAAGGAGGCAUCCACGGAUCUUGACUCGAUCGAAUUCUACUUCAAGGACGAUGAAGAAGAGGUAAAGCCAAAGCAGGAAAAGACCAAAAAGCCUGGCGCCAGUGCUAUCGCAGCUUCAAAUAUCAAAUCAUCCAGACUACGUGGUGCCAGUCGACAAGACAAUGCGAAAGAAGAAGAAGAGUCUCGCCGACGAGAACAUCAAAAGGAGCUUGCUCAGAAGAAACAGAGAGAAGGCCUCGACAAAUAUGCCGAAGCCACCGGCGAUAUGAAUGGAGAAAACGAAAAGAAAUUCAAGAAAUUCGAGUCGUACAAGCGAGACGGCCAGCUUCCUCCUCGGGUCAAGGACAUGAUCGUAUGGGUUGACCAUAAAGCAUCGACUGUUAUUCUUCCCAUCAUGGGCAGGCCUGUGCCAUUCCACAUCAACACCAUCAAGAACGUCAGCAAAUCCGACGAAGGUGAAUAUACACAUCUCCGAUUCAACUUUCUGUCUCCUGGUCAGGGUGUGGGACGUAAGGAUGAUCAGCCAUUUGAAGAUCCUCAAGCACAUUUCAUCCGAUCACUUACGGUCAGAUCUAAGGAUCAAGAUCGUUUAUCAGAAGUGUCAACCCAGAUCACCGAACUCCGCAAGGCCGCCGUACGCCGUGAACAGGAGAAGAAGGAAAUGGAAGAUGUCGUCGAACAAGACAAGCUGAUUGAAAUCCGCAAUCGUCGACCCAUCAAGCUCACCGAUGUCUACCUUCGACCUGCACAAGAUGGCAAGCGCGUCCCCGGAGAGGUGGAGAUUCAUCAGAAUGGUCUUCGAUAUCUGUCACCAUUGCGUAACGAUCAUGUUGACGUUGUUUUCUCCAAUGUCAAGCACUUGUUCUUCCAGCCUUGUGUUGGUGAGAUGAUUGUCUUGAUCCACGUUCAUCUCAAGAAUCCCAUUAUCAUUGGCAAGCGCAAGACCAAAGACGUCCAAUUUUACCGAGAAGCGACCGACAUGGCUUUUGAUGAGACUGGAAACCGCAAACGCAAGCAUCGUUUCGGUGAUGAGGAAGAGUUUGAACAAGAACAAGAAGAGAGACGGCGUCGAGCAGAACUCGAUAGAUUGUUCAAGGGUUUCGCCGAGAAGAUCUCUGAUGCUGCACGGGAAUACAACAUCGCCGUCGACAUCCCGUUCAGAGAGUUGAGCUUCAACGGUGUGCCCUUCCGCAGCAAUGUGCUCAUGGCACCUUCUACGGAUGCUCUCGUCCAACUGACCGAACCACCUUUUACUGUGAUUACUCUUGAUGAGAUCGAGAUUGCUCAUCUCGAAAGAAUUCAGUUCGGUCUUAAGAACUUUGAUCUUGUGUUCGUCUACAAGGACUACCAUCGCCAACCAACACAUAUCAAUACCAUUCCCGUCGAGUCCCUUGAUCGAGUACGAGAAUGGCUGGAUAGUGUGGAUAUUGCUUUCACUGAAGGUCCUCUAAACUUGAACUGGGGUACUAUCAUGAAGACGGUGACAACGGACCCACAUCAAUUCUUCAAGGACGGUGGUUGGAGUUUCUUGAAUACGGACACCGAUUCGGAAGACGAUGAAGAGUCUGAAGAAGAGAGUGCUUUCGAGAUGAGUGAUUCCGAGCUUGCAGCAAGUGAAUCAGAAAGUGAGGAGGAUAGCGAGUUUGACGAAGAUGCCUCUGCUAGCGACGACGAAGGAGAAGGCGAGAGUGACUUGAGUGAUGAAGGAGAUGAUUGGGAUGAAAUGGAGAAGAAGGCGAAGAAGGAAGAUCGUAGAGGAGCGAUGGAGGAGGAAGACAAGAGCAGAAAGCGAAAGAGAUGAGGCAGCAAUGCUCGUCUCGUUGAAGCUUGAAAUGAUGCCUUGGGUGGUGACAUGACAACGAUGCAAGGCUGGUGAGGUUGAGCUGAAAAGUGUGAUUUUGGUACCCUGUGUAUGAGAUAUCUUGAGCACAAUUGCGGAGGUUCUCUUGAUGCUUCAUACCUCGGAUUGUGGUAUCGAUAAUUCCAGAUUACCACAACCUUACAUGUGUUAUUCUAGUUUCAGAGAAUUAUUUCUAGGAGCCAGAAAAAUUUAUGAAACAUGUAUUAAA